AUGCCUGAUCUUAAAGCAGUCGUUACCGAGUAUUUCCUUCUUAUUGAAGAUUCCAGUGAUAUAGUGAAAAUGGAAGCAAAGAACGCUGCGCCGAGCGUUAGCAGCCGUUCCAUAUUUGCUGGCGGGCUUGUCAUGUCAUGUGAUCCGAUGGUGUGGAUGCUGGAGAGGAGCGUUUACAAAAGGCUCUGUGCCUAUUGUCUCCAGGAGAGCCUUGAACUGCGCACAUGCUCAGGAUGCCAGAUGCAUCGUUAUUGCAGUGGCGCUUGCCAGCUCGCUGAUUGGAAGGUGGAGCAUAAACUGGAAUGUGCAAUGAUGAAGGAGAUGAGCGUACACCUUAAUGAACUGAUGGAUGAACUGACGGGCGAGCCAGCGGUUUCCGGGCCAUCGGGCCGUGUCCACUCAUCCAGGCGACCAGAUGUCCCCUUUGCCGCGGUCUUCUUUUGUCUGUCCGCAAAGCUACUGAAUAAGACUAAGAAGAACGCGGUGAUGGACAUUCCGGGAUUAGGUUCGAAAUCUGUCGCAGACCUUGUGCUCAUAUUUACGGGAAAUGCCUCACAACCGGACGACGAAGUGUCGAUGCAACAAGAAUUUCUGAAACAUAAUGGUUUGGACCUUUACGAUAUGCUCGCGCCCCGCCUACCAAUCGGCAGAGCGGUGUAUCCACAAGCACUGCGCGCACGAAUGACGCCUGUCAGCUGGGAUAUCAAUGUGGUGCUGAAUCGCCGCGGACGAAUGCUGCUUAUGCACGCCGUGGAAGACAUUCCGCUUUUUAAUGGGCUUCAAGAUUUGCGGUUUAACGACAUGGGAGAUCCAUUCCGCUUGACCCGAGUGGAGCGGCGCGCGGAAUUUGAGAGGCGCUACGGACAUCCGUGCAGUUGCCGCAAAUGCACCGAAGCAUAUGUGCGGUACCCAACAAACUUAAGGGAAUACCCCAAACUUGUAAUACCCAACCUUCAUCGAAAUGUUUAG
Messenger RNA from Paramacrobiotus metropolitanus, 969 nucleotides. RefSeq names its product N-lysine methyltransferase SMYD2-like. The transcript has 6 exons. The record is from RefSeq and is a predicted model, not a curated record. The coding region runs from base 1 to 969 and encodes 322 amino acids. NCBI's taxonomy places the organism in Eukaryota, Metazoa, Tardigrada, Eutardigrada, Parachela, Macrobiotidae.